Messenger RNA from Mesocricetus auratus (golden hamster), 6145 nucleotides. RefSeq names its product transmembrane and coiled-coil domain family 3 (gene Tmcc3). The record is from RefSeq and is a predicted model, not a curated record. Lineage: Eukaryota; Metazoa; Chordata; Mammalia; Rodentia; Cricetidae. Bases 603 to 1961 code for a protein of 452 amino acids. The transcript has 5 exons. Gene Ontology annotation, cellular component: endomembrane system.
AUGUGUGUGUGCUCACUGUGCUACUUUACUUUGCAUUUGCUAAGCUGAGGUCUUUUCCUUGUGGGCACACAGGCAUACUGGCCAGGCUGAAUGUGAAUUGUCCUGCACUCCUGAGUUUGUGUGAUAGCGGGCCUGUGCCCUGGUAGGCCUGCCCACAGAGCCAGAGGGUAUGGCUUGGCCAUCAGCACAAAGAGCCCAUUUGUGCAGCAGGGUGCUGAAUGCAUCCCAUUAUUGCUGACAGUUGUUCUGGGCACAGUACAGGGCGUGGAGUUUCCCCCGAGACAAACACAGGAAUAUCCAGAGAUAGUGUGAGUUGAUCUCCAAAGUCCAGGCUGAGUCAUCAGUAGGUGCUGUGGAGAGUAGCAGCCUGCCCGUGUGCACAGCCUGGCUGCUGUGGGCAGGAUGGUGAGAGCCUUCGCGCCGCUGCUCUCCAGCAGCUUGUCCUGAGAUGACUGGUGGUUAAAGUACAUGGAUGAGCAAUAAGAGCGGGAUUAAGUAGGACCACAUGAUAAAAGGGCAGUAAGAAGGCUCUCAGAAAGAAACGGCUUCCACCGGCACUGCGAAAGCUUGGGGAAAGAGGCAUUUGAGUGGCUGUCAGAAGCAUGGUAGAACGUCAUGACAUGAAUACCCUCAGCCUACCCCUGAACAUACGCCGAGGGGGGUCAGACACCAACCUCAACUUCGACGUCCCAGAUGGCAUCCUGGACUUCCACAAGGUCAAACCCAACGCAGACAGCCUGAAACAAAAAAUCCUAAAGGUGACAGAGCAGAUAAAAAUCGAGCAGACGUCCCGCGAUGGGAACGUUGCCGAGUAUCUGAAGCUCGUCAGCAGUGCUGACAAGCAGCAGGCUGGGCGCAUCAAGCAGGUGUUUGAGAAGAAGAAUCAGAAGUCGGCACACUCGAUUGCCCAGUUGCAGAAGAAGCUGGAGCAGUACCACAGAAAGCUGAGGGAGAUUGAGCAGAACGGAGCCUCUCGAAGCGCAAAGGACAUUUCUAAAGACAGCUUGAAGGAAAUACACCACUCUCUGAAGGAUGCCCACGUGAAAUCUCGAACUGCUCCCCACUGCCUGGAGAGCAGUAAGUCGAGCAUGCCCGGGGUGUCCCUCACGCCUCCAGUGUUUGUCUUCAAUAAGUCCAGAGAGUUUGCCAAUUUGAUCCGGAAUAAAUUUGGCAGUGCCGACAACAUCGCUCACUUGAAAAAUUCCCUGGAAGAGUUCAGGCCUGAGUCCAGCACCAGGGCUUAUGGGGGCAGCGCUACCAUCGUGAACAAACCCAAGUAUGGCAGCGACGACGAGUGUUCUAGUGGCACAUCAGGCUCAGCGGACAGCAACGGGAACCAGUCCUUCGGGGCUGGUGGGGCCAGCACGCUGGACAGCCAGGGGAAGCUUGCCAUGAUCAUAGAGGAACUGAGAGAGAUCAAGGACACCCAGACUCACCUGGCAGAGGACAUUGAGGCCCUGAAGGUGCAGUUUAAGAGAGAGUAUGGCUUCAUCUCUCAGACUCUGCAAGAGGAGAGAUACAGGUAUGAGCGGCUUGAAGACCAGCUUCACGACCUGACGGAGCUCCACCAGCAUGAGACGGCCAACCUGAAGCAGGAGCUAGCCAGCGCCGAGGAGAAGGUGGCCUACCAGGCCUACGAGCGCUCCAGAGACAUCCAGGAAGCCUUGGAGUCUUGCCAGACGCGCAUCUCGAAGCUGGAGUUGCAUCAGCAGGAGCAGCAGACGCUGCAGACAGAUGCCGUGAACGCCAAGGUGCUGCUAGGGAAGUGCAUCAACGUGGUCCUGGCCUUCAUGACCGUCAUCCUGGUGUGCGUGUCCACCCUGGCCAAGUUUGUCUCACCCAUGAUGAAGAGCCGCCUCCACAUUCUUGGCACCUUCUUUGCGGUGACUCUUCUGGCAAUAUUUUGUAAAAACUGGGACCAUAUUCUGUGUGCCAUAGAAAGGAUAAUAAUCCCAAGAUGAGCCGCUGGUUCUUGCCUUCACUUUCUCUCAAGAUUUUAUUUUGAAGAAAACUCUGUGCGCACCACCAAAUUUCUGAACGAACGGCUGUGCCAAAGAUGGCGAGAAGGACUGAAGCCGUGUGCUGUAAAUAACUAGAGUCUCCUAACCCAGUAGCUGUUGCCAACAUGGUCCCCGUACGUGGUUCAUGAGAAACUGUCCCAGAGGUCUAUUCCCACAUUGCUCACUGCCUUAACCAGAGCAGAUCUCCAGCCCACCUGGCGAGCUCGGCAUGGCAAAGCCCUGCUCACUGAGCACUUGGCAUGAAGAGUGACCCAGAGGAAAAGGGCCUCUGUCUCUCUCCCAUGAAUCUCUGUCACGUUGAGCCUCGUGAUUGCAAACAGCUGUGUUCUCUCUGAGCCCCACAAACAGCAAGGAUACAGCAGGAUUCGGGGGAGCGAGCAAACACAAGUUAUUGGCAGUGUUGAGCCCUUGGGUGGCCUACGGAGGCUCAGUCAGUCUCUCUGUGACGUAUCCCACUUGUCCACGGGUGACUCUGUGUCCUAUUGUGUACCCGGUGUUCACAUUAGUCAAUUGCCUAUGUCCUUGUAACAUGGAAAUCUUAUAGCUGCUUAAACGGCAAGAGUCUGCCUAACCGGUAGCGCUGCACUUUACAACAGUAGACACUAGGGUUUACAAAUGGGGUCUCCUCUUCUUAUGCCCAGGGAACCACACACCUGAUUUCAUCUUACCUGGUUAGCAGUGCCCUGCCCUCGGAGCUUGGAGCUGCGCUACCGUCAGACUGUAGCUUUGAUGAUGCUGUGGGGUGCUUUGAGCAUCCCAGGGGAGGCUUAUGCUCUGGCCAUUGUUAACUGUGAUAAAUUCCCUUAGAGGGUGGGAUGCACUUCAUGUGACUCACUUUACUCUCAGGUCUGCAGAGAUCAGGUUGCAGAGCUUGCUCGGGAAACGAAGACAAGUGAUGCUUGUUUCACCGGGUUUCAUUUUUCUUGAAGACAACAAAAGCAAACUUUAUAAAGCAUAAGUGUGCCAAGGCAGGACCCUGGAGGCCUAAGAGGGACGUGAACUUUGGUCUAAUUGGAUGGCGGCUAGGUUAGUGUCAGGAGGGUCCACUUAGGGAACCAAGUUCCGUGCUGAAGCUCAGUUGCUGCCAUCUGUCUUGCAGGCGCAUAGUAAGACAAGUUCUGAGUCGCGGGAUAAAUGUGCUGCCAGUAAGCAGAAAACGUGUGAGGGCUGCUGUGUUCAUGGCUGCUGUUUACUGAUGAAACUGCUUCUCUUUGUGCAAAGAGAGAGGUCUGGAUGCCACCAGCCAGUGUCUGAUCCUCCCGCCACACCUGCUGAAGGUGUAAAGAUUCUGUUAAAUGUUUACUUUCUUCCAGAAGACACUCUCAAAGAUCUAGGCAUCAUCACUUGCAAACGGCUGUUCUUAGGGGCAUUCUUGGGGUGGCAGGGGUAGGGGUAAAAUUGUGCAGCAGCUUAGACAGGUCCAGCUUAUAUGAGUGGGACUCACAACUCCAGCCUUUGCCCGCCCCCACUCCCAACUUUUAAAUCAAUAAUUCAGCAAUUUUAUUAAAGUCACACAUUAUCUAACUAUUACCCUAGCCAAUUCCAGAGGCACGCUUUUGAAAAAUAAUAAACAUCAUGAAAUGCUAAGUACUUGGAAACCAGGGAUGGGGGAGUUCCUAGCCCCACUCUUAUCCACGACUGUGUCCCCACACAGGGGACAGAAGGAGGUUUCCAGUCCAGAGAACCACAAUCUCCCUUUAUUCCUGUAUUUUAACGGCCUGCUCCCUUACCGGGAGGCAGCAGACUCCAUCUGCCUGCACCUUGAAGCAAGCUGGGCCCGGCUGGUCUCCCAUUGUCAGUUAUGAAUAUUCCCAAGUGGCUUAGAGCAUGCCAGGGCUGGGGUGGCUGUGAGUGAGGCUGGUAGUUUACAGAGUGGGUAUAAAUGCAGCCUUGGAGGCUUAGGUAGGGCUCUAAGAGAGACCUGUUCUCAUGCCAGCACCCACCCCAUCCCGGCACACACUCUGUUGAUUGACACUUCUCAGACCUGUGAUCCUCGUCUCUUCUCCCUGGCGAGAGAGUAGGGAAGGAACACUCCACACUCUAAAAUAUGAGCUUGGACAGAAUCUGUGAGAAACCGGCACCAUCCUGAACUAAUGGAGUGGGGAGGGAGCACCCAAAUCAUCAUGAAUUCCUUCUAAAGAGCUGGCAUUUCCAUGAACUCCCGUUAAGUGUGGAAUCACCACCUUUACCUGGCAGCCCUCGGCCCUUACGGCAUCCUUGCUUCGGUCUUGUGGAGAGCUCAUGAAGCUUUCUCCUUUUUAAGAUUGUACAGGUCUAGGAGACUUCUGUUCUACAGUUCAUGAUUCUCUUAAGGGCUACACCCCUCUUUAGCUCUCUUCAACAUACAGUGUACACACUGGAGAAAUCAGAGACAGCGGCACAAGUGUGACAUGCCUUGGGAUCGGAAUGGAUUCACAACCGAGUCCGCCGACCCUGUUUUGCACUUUACGUUGGUAGCAAGCAUCUCAUGGUAUUUCUUGGGCUGAGAACCAGUUGUGGAGGAGUAGGCCAGUACCUGCUCUUCUAGGGAUACAGGUGAGGGAUCCAAGAUGCUGGACUGGGGAUCUUUGGUGACAUCAUCAUGAUCCAUCACCAGAAUAGUGGCUCUUGAGGACAGGACAGAACUUUCUUUUCUUUUGGUUUUUCGAGACAGGGUUUCUCUGUAUUGUUUUGGAGCCUAUCCUGGAACUCGCUCGGUAGACCAGGCCGGUCUCGAACUCACAGAGAUCUGCCUACCUCUGCCUCCCGAGUGCUGGGAUUAAAGGCGUGCGCCACCACCACCCGGCCAGAACUUUAAAAUAUCAAUGAUAGCAAAUAUUAAAACUGUUCUCUCUGUGGGUUUUGAAAUUUUUUCUCAGCUCAUACUUUUUAUAUGAUUAAGCUAGAACAAACCCCCUCCCAAGAAAAGUAAGCGACCACUCACAAUGAGGUGUAACUGGAAGUAGUCUCGCUGAUUUUUGGACUGUGAACACACGACCCCCCAUCCCAAGUUCCUGGCUCACGGCUUAGUAGUUUUCAGGUGUUCUUAUCGGGUCAAUCAGCCUCACGCGAGCACUGUCAGUCCUGUUUUUAUUUAAGAACUGCCCUCUGUGUGUACUUAACUUCUGGCCACUUCUCCAACAGCUGGUAUAAUUACAGGUUGGAAUGUGGUGAGGGAGCUAGUUUUCCCCCAAGCAACUAAUUAGUUUGGUUCUUUGGGGUUGAAUUUUAAAUGCCAAAUUGUUUUGUGUUGGAUUGGAAUGUAUAGUGGGGUUUUUUUUGUUGUUGUUUUGUUUUGCUUUGGUGUCAAAUCCAGAUCUAAUAGUCUGGCACUGGAAAAACAGGUAUGCUCAUUGAUAAGGAUGUGUGAGGUUAGACAGCCUAUCUUUUUUUUUUUUUUUACGAGACAGGGUUUCUCUGUAUUGUUUCAGAGGCUAUCGGUCCAGCCCGGCCUCGAACUCACAGAGAUCCGCCUGCCUCUGCCUCCCGAGUGCUGGGAUUAAAGGCGUGCACCACCAUCGCCCGGCUUAGACAGCCUAUCUUGCAUGUUUCCUUAAUUUUGACCUUGGGCAGGGGAAUGAAUAGGGGCUUAUUUGGAGAGAUGGUUCAAAGUUAGCAGGUAAUUUUUAAGGGGUUUAAAAAGACAAAUCACAGAAAACAAUUAGAUUGGCCUGUUUGUAUCAAAAAUAAAGAGCUUUAAAAUUGAGUCAUUAACAGGGUCUGGGUAACUCGUUAAACAUAAAGCAAAAAUUCAGUUUCCUGCCAUGGAUUCAAUUCUGUUUAAAGAGUCCAGAAGUGAUAUAACACCUUGUCUGAGGGUGGUUUACAUGUUGCCCUCCUCAUAUUUUUAAAGCAUGUCUACUGUGUUUGUCUAAAAGUAACAUCUCAACUAAAUGUGCUCUGUGUUUAAGAUACGCUGAGGCAGUAGCAGCAACCCUGAGUCAGGGUUGCUGACUGCAACCUCUGUUGCAGAAUUCCUGUCUUGUGGGAUGCUACAUAGUUUUGUAUCUGCCUAAAAUUGUAAUUUCUCUGUAGAUCUCCCCAAUGGUGGUGUCACCAAUGAAUUCAAAGCAGGUGCCAUUAUUUUUUAAACACUUGAUGUUUGCUUUGGUGUUAAAUAAAAAAAACUAGAUUUCUUAAAUUUU